This is a messenger RNA of Dimorphilus gyrociliatus, 1663 nucleotides long. The record is from the annotation of a GenBank genome assembly. Lineage: Eukaryota; Metazoa; Annelida; Polychaeta; Dinophilidae.
ACUUUGUCUAUAGGCUUACUUAGAUAUAUACUUUUUUUUGUAUAUUUUAGGUAUGGCUGGUAGAGACGAAAUCAAAGCUUUAACAACUUAUUUAAAAGGUAUUCAAAUCGACAAAAAUAUAGAUGAUAGUCUAUUAGCUCUAAGAAAGAUUUUAAGCUCGAAUGCUAGAGGAUUAGAUAUUACAUCUAUUCUUCCGAUUUGUGUGCAAUUUUUAACUAGUCCAUCCAUAAUAGUGAAAAAAUUAGUUUGUACUCUUUUAACAAGCCCAAGGUGUUGUGAAAAUGAGGAUUAUAUUAUUUUAAGUAUUAAUACUUUAUUAGUUGAUUCGUCUUCUCCAAAUCCUCAAUUACGUGCCUUAUGCGUGAGAACUUUACAUAAAUUGGCAAUAAAAUCACCAUCAAUAGUUGCAUCGGUAUCUCUACAAGCAGCUUUGAGAGCUUGCAAGGAUACUAGCCCUGGAGUAAAGAGAGCUGGUCUUCUAGCUUUAGCGGAUCUUGACUGCGAACGCUUAAACUACGUAGAUGAUUUAUACAGAAUGUUCCGAAACGACGAUGAUAUUAUUAUUACAAACUGUAUAAGAUGUUUAUCUAAUGUACUCGAGCAACAUGGCAACUUAACAGUGCCAAAAGCUUUAGCUUAUCACCUAUUGAAUAGGGUGGAAAAAAUGGAUAGUUUUCAGGUACCAAUCUUACUAAAUGCUAUUAGAAAUUAUAAUGUUAAUGAAAAGGAUAAAAUGGAAUUAGUUAAUCUUCUAGAUCCUCUUUUGGAAAGACCUAAUUUGAUUGUUUGUCAAGUUACCUUCUAUCUUAUGAAGAGAUUAUUACCAGAAUCAUCUUACUCCCAAUUGGCUACAAGAACGUCAAAAUUUAUAUCGAAAAUGUUAAAUCAUCUUCAUCCUAAUAUAACAUUAUCAAGUAUAAAGUUUUUAAAAUAUUUAGUAGUUGAAUAUGAUCUGAAAAGGAAGUUUGCGAUUACACCAGUUUCUAUCAAACCGAAUGAUUCGAAUGUAUUGAUUAUUCAUAAGAUAAGUUUAUUAAAUUGUUUAGCUACAGAAGAAAAUGGGGGCCAUAUUUUAAAAGAACUAACAAACCUAUUGAGAAAAACAAAUUCUAAUAGAUUGUUUAUGGUAAUCGUUAAUGAAAUAUCAACAAUGGCUGAGCAAAUACCAUCGAUUAAGGAAAAGUGUUUAGAUGCACUUUAUAUGGCAAUAAAUAAUAACACUUGCAAUGAAAGUCUUCAAACUAUCGUGUUAUGCUUUUUACGAUUAAAUGCUAGAAUUCCAAAAUCUACUUUAUCUUUGCUAGAAGACUUGUGCCUUAAUGGCUCAGUUGAUAAUUUUGAGCUAAUAUUCCUUCUUCAGUCUCAGCAUACCGAUCAAUUGGACACAUCACCUUAUACUCUUGAAAAUUUAUUAACUAAAUUUAAGGAAAACCAAUCAGUAUCUUACAGUUCAUACUAUGCUUUACUAUUAUAUGCUGUCAACCUGUUUUUAAAGCGCCCUGCGGAAUGUCAAUAUAUUUUGGGUGAAGUUAUGGAAUUGAUAAAUAACGGAGGAAAUUCAAUUUUAAAAAUGAAAAUUAAACUGUUAUGUCAUUUACUAAGUAAAAAAGAUAUGAUUAUGAUUGGAAAGCUAUUUUCCGUACAGAAAACUAUUGAAAUCUAA